Messenger RNA from Lentinula edodes (shiitake mushroom), 1769 nucleotides. RefSeq lists its product as uncharacterized. The transcript is spliced from 7 exons. Gene Ontology annotation, biological process: Golgi localization; retrograde vesicle-mediated transport, Golgi to endoplasmic reticulum; endoplasmic reticulum to Golgi vesicle-mediated transport. Bases 112 to 1713 code for a protein of 533 amino acids. The record is from RefSeq and is a predicted model, not a curated record. Gene Ontology annotation, cellular component: COPI vesicle coat; cytosol. Lineage: Eukaryota; Fungi; Basidiomycota; Agaricomycetes; Agaricales; Omphalotaceae.
AUUGCAAGUGGAUUACAUAACCGUUUCGCUUUGGCCAUUUUCUCUGACCAGUCUCUGACACGUCUCCAGCACGUCUCUUCCGCUCAACUAGAAGGAUCCAUCUCCUUCAAAAUGGUAGUUCUCGCUGCUUCGAUAUGUACAAAAGGCGGAAAAGGUGUUAUAUCUCGGCAGUUUCGCGAAAUGUCACGAAUUCGCAUCGAAUCUCUUCUUGCAUCUUUUCCAAAGCUCAUUCCGACUAAUACCCAACACACUACGGUUGAAACUUCCGAUGUUCGUUUCGUUUAUCAACCCCUUGAGGAUUUGUACAUCCUUUUGAUAACGAACAAAACAUCAAACAUCCUGCUAGACAUCGAUACCCUUCACCUUUUUGCACGCGUAGUCUCCGAUAUGUGCAGAACAGCUGACGAACGUGAAAUAUUGACGAAGUCAUUCGAGAUACUUGGCGCGUUCGAUGAGAUUGUCAGCAUGGGAUACAGAGAACAAGUCAACCUUAUACAAGUCCGAAGCGUGCUUGAGAUGGAGAGUCACGAAGAGAAGAUCCAAGAGAUCAUCGCCAGAAACAAGGAAGCCGAAGCGAAAGAAGAGCUCAAACGUCGUGCCAAACAGUUGGAAAUGCAACGUAGGGAGCAACAACGUAGAACAGCCAGCUCGGGUGGAGGAAGCAAUUAUCUUGGCGGGGGUGUCACAGGCUAUUCUCCUGUUCCCAAAUACGAUGCACCAGACCCGACGCCUUCCCGCAUUACCACAUCUUCUCCAGCGUUAUCAAAUGCUCGUGCGCCUGCAUUCAAGGGGUCCGGAAUGAAACUCGGAAGCAAGAAGACCAAACAAGCUGAACUGAUCGACGCGCUGGGAGGAGACGUUCUUGCAUCACCUUCCCUUUCCACUGAUGUCUCUACUCCUCCUACUCCUUCUGUCAGCUCACCUGCAGCUUCUGCAUUCAGUGAAAGAGGAAGUGUGCCAGAAGUAGUGGCUGAAAGUGUUCACAUGGUGGUAAAGGAGCAAAUAUCGCUCUCCCUUCUUCGAGAUGGCGGUGUGCAAUCCAUGGAACUCAAAGGCGAUAUGAACCUUCUCAUAACUGACGCUGACCUUGCGCACAUCAAGAUCGGUCUUUCUCCGCCUUCCACCGAUUUCGGAAACAGUCUCCAGUUCAAACAGCAUCCAAAUGUCGCUAAAUUCGCUCCCGGUAAAGAGCGCGUAGUUGCUCUGAAGGACCCGUCAAGGGCUUUCCCCGUUGGUCAGAGUCUAGCUGUUUUGAAGUGGAGGUAUAAUGGAACCGACGAGAGUAAUGUUCCUUUGUCCAUAAACUGCUGGCCUUCCCCGUCAAACGACGGUACAUGCGAGGUAUCCAUCGAGUACGAGCUCGAGAAUGAGAACGUCAGUCUAUACGAUGUGGUCAUCUCGAUCCCUUUGCCUGAUGGCUCGUAUCCGACUGUAACCUCGCAUUCUGGUGAAUGGUCUUUGAAUCCUUCUUCUCAUUCUAUUGCUUGGACUAUAUCUGUUAUCUCCUGGAACGAAGACACCAAGUCUGGAUCACUCAUAUUCAACGUCGGCGGAGACGAUGCUGGCGCAUUUUUUCCUGUUGAUGUAUCUUUUGUUGCCAAAGGGAGUCUGGCUGGUGUGAAUGUGGAGAGUGUCACCAAAACAUCCGGAGAGCGCGUGGAUUCGUUUUCAGUUGAUUCCCUUCUGACUGUAGACGAGUACCUUGUAGUAUAAUCCUUCGGGAGUGAAAAUACUGAAGAUAAAUAAAUGAGGACUUCGGUUUUAUCUAA